This is a messenger RNA of Oryza sativa Japonica Group (Japanese rice), 888 nucleotides long. Lineage: Eukaryota; Viridiplantae; Streptophyta; Magnoliopsida; Poales; Poaceae. The record is from RefSeq and is a predicted model, not a curated record.
AUGGCUGAGAAGCUUUGUGCUUUGUUGAAAGUUUUCUAUGAAGCUACUGUUGCAGUAUCUGGUACGUUGUACCCAACUUCAACUUGCUAUUUUCAUGAACUUUGGAAGAUAAAGAUGGUUUUGGACAAGGAGGCUACAAAUGAAGAUGUCACCAUUGCAUCUAUUGUCAAGGAAAUGAAAGAAAAAUUUAAGAAGUACUGGGACGCUCAAUACUUGCAAAUAUGUUUCCCGAUUAUUUUUGAUCCAAGGUAUAAGUACAAAUUCAUUGAGUUUCGUUUGAAGUCUGCAUUUGGAGCUGCUGUAACUCCUUACCUUAAGGAAAUCAAGAGUAAUAUGCAGAAAUUGUUUGAUGAAUAUUCUGCCAAGUAUGGGGGCUCAAACAACAUCAAUUCUCAGCCCGAAACAAGUGUUGAGCAGAAUGUUGAUGCAAGUAAUCAAUUCGCUGAUUGGAGACAGUUUCUACAUGACAAAAGCAGGAGCAAAGUAAAGAGUGAGCUUAUUCGAUAUCUUGCUGAUAUGCCUCAGGAAGGUGAUUUCCAAGAUGGGUAUGAUUUUGAUAUCUUGAACUGGUGGAUGGUAAACAAAACAAAGUACCCUGUGAUUUCACGAAUGGCACGUGAUGUUUUGGCUAUUCCAGCAACAUCAGUGGCAUCAGAGGCAGCAUUUUCAACUGGAGAAAGGAUCAUUAGUGACUAUAGAAGUAGACUUUCAAGCAGUACUGUAGAGGCAUUGAUUUGCCUUCAAGAUUGGAUGAGGGCAGAAGGUUUGGGUGAUUUCUUUGCACGUGAUCUUGCUGAGAGUGAUGACCAAAAUGUGCAACAUUCAGGUGAAAAUGCCUAUACACCUCUAGUAACAUGCAGUACCAGCACAACAACCAGCAGCAGGUAA